Messenger RNA from Anopheles coluzzii, 1361 nucleotides. RefSeq names its product vacuolar protein sorting-associated protein 37A (gene Vsp37A). The transcript is spliced from 3 exons. The record is from RefSeq and is a predicted model, not a curated record. Gene Ontology annotation, biological process: ubiquitin-dependent protein catabolic process via the multivesicular body sorting pathway; protein targeting to membrane; protein targeting to vacuole. The coding region runs from base 257 to 1225 and encodes 322 amino acids. Lineage: Eukaryota; Metazoa; Arthropoda; Insecta; Diptera; Culicidae. Gene Ontology annotation, cellular component: ESCRT I complex.
CGUUCGAGAUUAUUUUCGAAAAUUUCGGCAAAUCUUUGACGUUUCUCAUUCGCAGAAAUACACACACACUCAUGACGUCACAAACGUAACCAAAACAAACCACAAAAUUAUCAUCGUUUCUUCAACCUGUCCGAUUGAUUCACCGUGUCCAAAUCAAAUUAUCGCCCUCAAAUGUCUUUAUCGUCGUAGGCCGUACUGGUUUAACGGUGCUGGAUCAUCACCAUCUGCACGUCCAAGGAUCGUCACAUUCGGAACGAUGCGCAAACGGCAGAUCGAUACGCUGAAGAUAUUCAACCACAACGUACAGGAGGUGAAGGAAAACGAAGAAUAUCUGGUCAACUUUGACUGUGGCGGAAGGGAAAUUGCCAUCAACAUCCUGCUGGGCAGUGGAUUUCCGAACGAAAAGCCAAAGCUCAUCGUGAGCCCGAUUCUUCGCCAUCCGUGGGUUAAUGGCACUACUGGAGAGAUUGAAAAUGCUCCCGGGAUACUGAACUACACCAUACAUUCCGAUCUCGGGCGGGUAGUGCAAGCAGUGGGGCGGGAAUUUGAAAAACACCCUCCCCGGUUUGUAAACGAAUCCACACCCCAGCAUCACGCACCACCACCACCAGCAGCGGCUGCUGCUGCAGCAGCAAACCAACACCACCAACAGUGUCGAAAUGGCAACGUACCGGACUACGGUGUCGAUAAUCGGAAUGCCCUGCUCUCGCCCUCGCACGAACCGGACCCGUUCGGACUGCGUAAUCUCACCACCGAUGAGCUGAGCCGGUUAAACGCGGACGAAGACUACCUGGAAGAGUUCGUCGCCAAGCUACCCUUCCUGCAGCACCAGAACGACGAGCUGGAUCAACUGCUGGCGGGCAUAGAGUCGCUGGCCGUCGACAAUCUCGCCCGCAAGCAGACGGUAGAGGAGCGGAAAGCGAAGCUCGAAUCGUUGGCGCUCGAGUUCAAGGAGCUGGGCCAGCAGUGGGAAUCGAUGAACCAACGGUACCAACGAAAGGCGGAAGACUUUUCGCCCCAGCACAUCAAGGAACUGCUGCAGAUUGCCGUCUCGACCGCGGACAGCAAGAGCGACGACGAGGCACAGCGCUUUCUGGCCGGCCAGAGUGACGUUGGCACCUUCCUGCAGAACUUUAUCGAGUCCCGCAAGCUGUACACGAUGCGGAAAGCCAAAGAGGAGCGGCUGGUGCAGCAGCUGACUGCACUGGAGCGUGCCGCAUUUUGAGGUGCUCGGGAGAGAGCGAGAUGUUGUGCGCUUUCUUGUGAUAUUUUUCCCCAUCCGCCGUGUGAGCAGAUCAUAGUAUGUACUGUUGCAAUAAACAUGCUCUGGUGCCGAAUGCAAGCUUUCGGUGGCAAUGAAA